AACACAGUCACAGACACCAUUUUUGUCAUAUUCAAACUUCAUAACAUCAACACCAUCAUCAUAUGUAAUGGCUCUAACAGCAAGAGCUCAUUUUCUUGUUCUUUUCUUGAUCGGAUUCAUCGCUUUGUCGGUCGAAGCCGCGGUUAAGAAAUAUGAGUUUAAUGUUGAAGUGAAAAAUGUAAGUAGAUUGUGUCACGCUAAGCCCAUUGUUACAGUAAAUGGAAGGUUUCCAGGGCCAACUAUCUACGUUAGAGAAGGAGAUAGGGUUCUCGUGAAUGUCACCAACAACGCUCACUAUAACAUGUCCAUUCAUUGGCAUGGACUAAAGCAGUUUAGAAACGGAUGGGCAGAUGGACCGGCUUAUAUAACCCAAUGUCCAAUCCAGACAGGCCAUACUUAUACUUAUGACUUUAAUGUGACAGACCAACGAGGAACAUUAUGGUGGCAUGCUCAUAUUUUUUGGCUAAGAGCUACUGUUUAUGGUGCCAUUGUUAUUAUGCCUAAAUUAGCCACUCCAUUUCCUUUUCCUCAGCCCUACAAAGAAGAACUCAUCAUCUUAGGGGAAUGGUGGAACACUGAUGUGGAACAACUUGUCAAGCAAGGCAAUAGUUUAGGAUUGCCUCCCAAUUCGUCGGAUGCUCAUACCAUUAAUGGCAAGCCUGGUCCCCUCUUCCCUUGCUCCGAGAAACACACAUUUGCUAUGGAAGUUGAACAAGGAAAAACCUACCUCUUAAGGGUCAUCAACGCAGCACUCAACGACGAGCUCUUCUUCGCAAUCGCCGGCCACAAUCUAACCGUAGUCGAAAUCGACGCCGUCUACACCAAACCCUUCACGACUCCAUCAAUUCUAAUCGCACCAGGCCAAACCACAAACCUUCUAGUCCAAGCAACCCAACCCCCCAACAGAUAUUUCAUGGCCGCAAGGCCAUUCAUGGACGUACCACUCACCGUAGACAACAAAACCGCCACCGCAAUACUCCAAUACAAAGGCGUACCAACCACCGUAGUCCCUCUCCUCCCUCAACUUCCGGCACCGAACGACACCGGAGUCGCACUUGCCUAUAACUCCAAGCUGAAAAGCUUGAACACGCCUCAGUUUCCUGCCAAUGUGCCGCUUAAAGUUGACAGGCAUCUGUUUUACACCAUUGGGUUAGGGAUAAACUCGUGUCCGAGUUGCUUAAACGGAACCAAACUCACUGCUUCGUUGAAUAAUAUAAGCUUUGUUAUGCCUAAGAUUGGUUUGCUUCAAGCUCAUUACUUCAAUAUCAAUGGAGUUUUUACUACGGAUUUCCCUGAUAAUCCUCCGACACCGUUUAAUUAUACGGGUGCACCUCUUACGGCGAAUCUUGGGACGAAAUUAGGAACCAGGCUGAGUAAAAUUGCGUAUAAUUCUACAGUGGAGUUAGUGUUACAGGAUACGAAUCUGUUAACUGUUGAAUCGCAUCCUUUUCAUUUGCAUGGUUAUAAUUUCUUUGUGGUUGGUACUGGAAUUGGAAACUUUGAUCGGAAUAAAGAUUCUGCGAAAUUUAACUUGGUUGAUCCUCCUGAAAGAAAUACUGUUGGUGUUCCUACUGGUGGAUGGACUGCCAUUAGGUUCAGAGCAAAUAAUCCAGGAGUGUGGUUCAUGCACUGUCAUUUGGAGCUGCAUACAGGUUGGGGUCUGAAAACAGCAUUUGUUGUUGAGAAUGGAAAAGGACCAGACCAAUCUAUUUUGCCUCCACCCAAGGAUCUUCCUACUUGUUAACAGUUCUGAUACCAAACAGAAAAUACAGAAUUUGGAUUUCUUAAAGAAUUUUUUACCAAUUUGUUUGCUCUUUCAGGCAUCAAUUUCUUGAAAAAGUGUGCAGAAAUUAGAUUGGAGGCUGAUGUCUAUCAAACAGAAGAAAACAACUAAACAUUUGAUCAAUUGUAAUAUUGUAUAAUUCUUCAACUUAUUCAAUAAAUUUGUUGGCCAGCAAUGGCAACAUGUCAUUA
Molecule: messenger RNA, 1974 nt
Organism: Mercurialis annua (annual mercury)
Lineage: Eukaryota; Viridiplantae; Streptophyta; Magnoliopsida; Malpighiales; Euphorbiaceae
Product: laccase-11
Exons: 6
Coding region: 68-1744 (558 amino acids)
Biological process (GO): lignin catabolic process
Cellular component (GO): apoplast
Molecular function (GO): hydroquinone:oxygen oxidoreductase activity; copper ion binding
Source: RefSeq, a predicted model, not a curated record